GUCGCCGGCCUCGGCGGAGGCGGCGCGGGGUGGAGAGGCGCCCGUGGCCGCGCUGCCCUUUAUAACGCGCCCCGCGCGGACCCCGGCAGCCUGAGUAGAGCCGGUACCCAUCACCCACUCCCCCCGAUCGCCUCCGCAGCGCAACCUCCGCGUCGCCACCGAAGCCUUGCGACCUCCCGCCACCAGCCCUAGGACAUGGCGAUCCCCGUGCUCCCGCGCCUCCUAGCGGCGCUUGUGCCCACCUUUCUCGGCUGCCUCCUUGUCCAGGUGGCCCCGGCUGCAGGUACUCUACAGAAGGCGUUUAAUUUAACUUGGAAGUCAACUAAUUUCAAGACCAUUUUGGAGUGGGAACCCAAACCCAUCGGUUAUGUCUACAUUGUUGAGAUAACCUCUGGAUCUAGAGACUGGAAGAGCAAAUGCUUCUUAACCCAAGACACCGAGUGUGACCUCACAGACGAGAUCAUGCAAGACGUGCACCUGGUCUACCACGCAAGGGUCCUAUCUGUCCCACCAAAUAACACUUACUUUGGGGACGCGCCAUUAGCAAAUGCCCCAGAAUUUUUACCUUACCGAGACACAAAGCUCGGACAACCAGUAAUUCAGCACUUUAAACAAGUUGGCCGAAACCUGAGCGUGACGGUAGAAGACACUCCUACGCUAGUCAGAAGGCAGAAUGGCACAUUCCUCACCCUGCGGGAUGUUUUUGGCAAGGACUUGAGCUAUGGACUUUCUUAUCGGAAAGAGACAAGCACAGGAAUAAAACCAAUCUAUACACACACGAAUGACUUCUUCGUUCAAAUGGAACACGAUGGCAGCUACUGCUUCACUGUCCACGCUCUGAUUCGCUCCAGGAAAGAUAAUCAAAAGAGCCCAGAAAGCAGCACCGAGUGUACCGACCAAUGGGAAAGUAUAAUGGGAGAAACACUCAUCAUUGUGGGAUCAGUGGUGUUCGUGGUCACCAUCUUUAUCAUCCUCCUGUCCAUAUAUCUGUGCAAGCACAGAAAUGGCAGAGCCGGGCAGAAGAGGAAGGAGAACUCCCCGCUGCGCUCAGUAUAGAGGCAGGAGGCUGAGGCUGCUAACUACCACACUCCUUGAACGGCACUGUUACCGAGACCUCUGAUGGGAGCAGAGGACGCGGAGCUUGAAGACCUUGGUUCAGAAAGGCUCCCUCUGUGACCUGCUGUUCCAGCCACCGCUGAUCCCGACACUAGCAUUUGCCACUUUCGAAUGUACUGAAUGGUAUGGACUGGUUAACACUACGGCGUCUUUUGCACAAAUGCUUUAGGCUGUGUAUUAUAUACUACACUCAGGAAGACACUAGGUCAACGGGGGACAGACGCCUUUCAUAUAACCCGGGUGGACUUUUGGGAGAACCUUUGAGAAGCUGAUUUCAUAGGCUACAGGACAGUAAAAGGAAAUUGGAUGGACUUUUCUAAAGCUGUCUUUCUGUAAAGUAGUAGUUGGUUUCUUUUUUCCCCCCUUCUAGGUACUUUUGAAAGUUCAAAGCAAUUGGCAAACUUUCAUAUUAUUGUGUUAAAUGCAGAAUAUUUCUGCUUGGGGCAUCUUUCUGCUAUGUAUUACAAUUUAGCACUUUAACUGACAAUGGUGGGGAUUAAAGAUUUGAUAGCCAACUCUAUUUUUAUAAGACUACUACACAAAGAAACUACAUUGAGUUUUUAUGACUUAAGGUACUUAAAAGUGUCUAUGGUUAACACUGCAUAUAUUUAUAUUAAUUUUAAAGGUGUUAUAUAUGGGAUUUUCUAUGUAUAUAGUUUCUAUUUGUAUAUAUUGAGAUAAUUUAUUUAAUAUACUUUUAUAUAAAUAAAGGUGAUUGGG
Messenger RNA from Chionomys nivalis (European snow vole), 1836 nucleotides. It is a transcript of the gene F3, whose product is annotated as coagulation factor III, tissue factor. Gene Ontology annotation, biological process: blood coagulation. The transcript is spliced from 6 exons. Gene Ontology annotation, molecular function: protein binding. Bases 196 to 1056 code for a protein of 286 amino acids. Gene Ontology annotation, cellular component: membrane. The record is from RefSeq and is a predicted model, not a curated record. NCBI's taxonomy places the organism in Eukaryota, Metazoa, Chordata, Mammalia, Rodentia, Cricetidae.